GUUGGUACAUUGGGCUUGGGACUACGAAUACAACGUAGGAUUUUAAACGAUAGACGAAAGUGCCUUGUCUGGGGCUAUGUGGACUCCCCGUACCAACAGCGUGAUUUCGAAGCGCAACAUAGCCUCGCUACCCUUGUCAAGUGCUAUUUUAGUACACAUUCUAGUGGAUACCUGGCCUCUCCAUAUUCGGAUCCUUGCAGUAGGUACAGUGAUUGCGAAGAUGACAAUAUGGCGAUUGGCCAUGCUUCGAAAUAUAGGCCGGAGACUCGCCUGCUGAAACAAUCCUUGUUAUGAGUGAUGAGUGAUAAGCUAGGAUAUUUUA
This is a messenger RNA of Aspergillus alliaceus, 322 nucleotides long. RefSeq lists its product as uncharacterized. The transcript is spliced from 2 exons. Bases 77 to 277 code for a protein of 66 amino acids. The record is from RefSeq and is a predicted model, not a curated record. NCBI's taxonomy places the organism in Eukaryota, Fungi, Ascomycota, Eurotiomycetes, Eurotiales, Aspergillaceae.